This is a messenger RNA of Helicoverpa armigera (cotton bollworm), 2421 nucleotides long. Its product is annotated as mutS protein homolog 5-like. Gene Ontology annotation, cellular component: nucleus. The coding region runs from base 1 to 2385 and encodes 794 amino acids. NCBI's taxonomy places the organism in Eukaryota, Metazoa, Arthropoda, Insecta, Lepidoptera, Noctuidae. The record is from RefSeq and is a predicted model, not a curated record. Gene Ontology annotation, molecular function: ATP-dependent DNA damage sensor activity; mismatched DNA binding; ATP binding. The transcript is spliced from 18 exons. Gene Ontology annotation, biological process: chiasma assembly; mismatch repair.
AUGCCGAAGGUAUUGUUAAAAGUGACGAAUGAUUUUAGAAAUGAUGAUCCACUUCCGAAUGGACAACAAGAAACUAGCGAAGAUACUGAAGUGGAAGAGAGGGUGUUGGUGGCGUACUGUCGCUCAGGAAGACUGGGAGCGGCCUACUGCACGCUACAAACUGGCGAGUUGUUCAUCCUGGAAGAGAUAGUAGACCGUCCCCCCGAGUUCCAGAUGUUCGCGAGCCUGUUCCGCCAGGUGGAGCCAGUGUGCAUACUCCUGGACGGCAAGAAUCAGGGCACCUUCGUGCAGACGGUCAAACGAACCGUCUUCGAUAAUGAUAGCAAUGAUGAGGGACGGUGCAAGCUCACGUUUUUGUCGUCUAAGGAGUAUAGUUUCGAAGCCUGCAAAAGACGAGUUUUCUCCCUAUCCCUUCCUACUGAACCGGGAAACGCCUCAGAAGACGAGAGAUCACAAUAUCUUCGCACCGUUUUGGAUUUCUCUCAAACACAAAGCGUGCACGCAUUGGGCGCGUUGUUGAGGUAUCUGGACCUUAACUGGGCGAAAUUGAGCAUGGAUCUGCAUGCCAAGCCGCAGUUUCUGAGUCUGAGGAUUAUUUCUCUUGCGGACAUAGUAACGAUAGACGAGGACACAUACCGCGGGCUGCAGGUGUUCCGCCCCCUCGCGCACCCGAGCGCCUUCAAGCGCGGCGUGCGCGGCUCCGCGCGCGAGGGGCUCAGCCUCUGCCAGCUGUUCAGCCGGUGCAGCUCCAAGCUGGGGCAGAGCCGGCUGAGAGUAUUGCUACAACAUCCUACCUCAGACUUGGCGAUCCUGAAGAGUCGUCAGGACGUGGUGGAAUACUUCAUGAAGCCGCAGAAUGAAGCGCUCAUGAGGAACAUCUGCUCUUCCAUGCGGUUCAUCAAGAAUGUUCACGGAAUCCUGGCGAAAAUAAAAGCGUUGUCAGCAAAACCAUACCAGUGGAAAUCGCUUUACAACACUUUGUACAACGCGGUGCUGAUAUGUGAAAUGUGUGAGAGUGCGGGCAAAGUCAGCGACUUCCUCGAACAACUAGCCUGUUUCGACAACACCAAGCUCUAUGAGAUGGCGUUAUACAUGAACAGAAUUAUAGACUUCGAUUUGUCGAAAACCGAAGGCAAAUUUACCGUGAAGCCUGGAGUUGAUCCUGAACUUGACAUGAAAAAGCAAACGAUGGCAAGUCUCCACGGUCUGAUGUCAGAAACAGCUAAGGUAGAGAUGGAACGUCUGCCACCGUACAUACAAGAGUGCAGCAUGCUGUACAUGCCACAUCUAGGAUAUUUGCUGGGAGUCAAGAUUUGGGAAGACAACCUGUCUGCUGAGGCUAAAGAACUGCCUGACAUGAAGUUUAUGUUCCAAAACAACGACUAUAUCCACUACAAAAGCAAGGGUUGCGAAGAGCUGGACGUCAUGAUAGGCGACACGUACCCGGAGAUAGUGGCGCACGAGACUCGCAUCAUGAUGCGCCUCACCAGCGUCAUGCUGGAACACCUACAUACACUCGCUGCUGUUGUCGAUAAGUGCGCUGAACUGGACUGCCUGAUAGCUAUAUCAAAAGUCUCCAAAGAGUUCAACUACGUCCGUCCGACCCUCACAACUGAGAAGAUCAUCAGCAUCAAGCAAGGCCGACACCCACUGUACACGCUGACGUGUGACAACUUCGUGCCGAACGAUGUGGAGUCCAGUGCUGAAGAGGGCUGCGUCAAGAUACUGACUGCCCCCAACUCGAGUGGGAAGUCUGUUUAUAUGAAGCAGAUUGGUCUGAUAGUAUACCUAGCCCACAUCGGCAGCUUCGUACCAGCGGCGGCGGCCACUAUAGGCUUGCUGCGUCACGUGCGGACGCGGGUACACAGCACCGAGUGCGUCGCCAACCACAUGUCGGCCUUUCUAAUCGACUUGCGACAGAUGGCCUUAGCUCUUCAAGAGUCCACCUCCAACUCUUUACUAAUAGUGGACGAGUUCGGCAAGGGUACAUCAGCGACGGAUGGCCUGGCUCUCCUCGCGGCUUGUCUCAACACAUUGCUGUUUAGAGGAGAUGAGUGUCCUCACGUGCUCUUGGCGACGCACUACUUGAACAUCAAGGAGUAUAUUGUGGAGUCGCCACUUGUUAGGUUCUUGCGUUUCGAGUACAUACUGCAAGACGGAGAGCCAGUGUUCCUGUUCCGCGUGUGUUCAGGCGGAGCGGACACCAGCUUCGCGCUACACGUGGCCGCCGCUAGUGGCCUGCCACCACAUACCCUCGCUAGGGCUAAGAUUGUUAUGGAACAUGUUAUGAACAACUCCCUGCCAACAGAGAACAAACGCAUCACCAGCAAACUGAACGCAUGCGUGGACAAAAUCAAAAACAAACUACUCACAGACGAUAUUUAAUUAUAAUAAAAUUUAUUACAAUAUGUAUAAUGAUAA